Molecule: messenger RNA, 2130 nt
Organism: Helicoverpa zea (corn earworm)
Lineage: Eukaryota; Metazoa; Arthropoda; Insecta; Lepidoptera; Noctuidae
Product: splicing factor U2af large subunit B-like
Exons: 2
Coding region: 628-1122 (164 amino acids)
Source: RefSeq, a predicted model, not a curated record
CGCCUACAUCUAUUUUUACUUUUAUAUUUAAUAAUCUGUUUUGCAAUAAUCACGCUAACUUAACUGUUAAAAAUAUUAUUCAAGAGGUACAUACAUAGUUGUACCUGCCUAUUCCACAAUUUUUAAUACAUGUAUUUUACUUAUUUAUUUUACUUAGGGCCGAUUUUUCAAUCGCCGGAUGGCUCUUAUCUGAGGAGUGUGUUUGACAGCUUUUGUAUAGAAAAUAUGUCAAACCGCCAUAUUUAUUCCUUGGAUGGAAGUUAGCUGAUGAUUGAAAAAUCAGCCCAUGCGGACAAUUUUCUUCAGUAAUAUGGAAUCCAAAUAUCCCAAUUCAAAUACUUUGCAUGUACCACAUAGUUAUUUAAACCUUGCGGAUUCAUUUAUAUUAUUUUUGCAUCUAACCCGUAUACAGGGUAUAUUAAUUAUUGAAAAAAAAAAAAAAAAAAAAAAAAAAAAAAAAAAAAAAAAAAAAAAAAAAACAACCACAAAAAAAAAAAAAUAUUGCAGGGGUAUAUAAAAGGGGUGAAAAAACGUGUUAUUUUUGUCGUCAGACUUACCGUUUACGAGAUAUCUUAAGGUUUAGUUCUCUUACUAAAAUCUACAAUUUUGUUCGACGAGUUUCAGAAAAUGGAGACUGGAAAUGGCCAUGGCAGGCUAGAGACCCCUCGAAGCAGUCGUUCACUCACACGGCGUAGCCACAGCCGCGAGCGCAGCCGCAGUCGCAGUCGCGGAGUACGGGACCGCGAGUUGGCGCUCAGGCGGGAGCAGGAGAAGGUUCGGCUCUUGGAGUUGGCCUUGCAACAAGAACGAGACGCCGAACAGCGCAGGAAGCACAGCGAGCAUCUUAGCGAGCGCCGCAGCGAGCGUCACAGCGAGCGCCGCAGCGAGCGCCGCAGCGAGCGCCGCAGCGAGCGCCGCAGCGAGCGCCGUAGCGAGCAUCACAGCGAGCGCCGCAGCGAGCAUCGAGGCGAGCAUCGAAGCGAGCGCCGCAGCGAGCAUCGCAACCGGCGGCGCAGCGUGGAUCGUGGCGAGCAUGAGAUGAGGUCAAGGAGUCGCAGCCGAGCCAGCGUCGAGCAUCGCACUAAAAGGUCAAGCAUGAGGCAUCAAACGGAUACGCCGUGACUUGACCUGUUACAUGGAUGGUUAUUGGUUAAUCUACAACUGACUUAAUCAAAUGGAAGGUGGUUAGUUAGUUGAUAGAUUUGGAUUGUUAUUGGAUGGACGGGUAAUACAAAUACUCAUGGUUCGAUUGAUAAUAAUUGAAGGAUGGUUACCAGUCUUGUUCUCGGAAAUUCAGGCUCGUAGCGUUACCGCGUGUCUGGAUUUUGCAUGGCUAAUUUCUCUUAGAUAUUUUUAUGUUCAAAUUUAAAAUGUAUAGUUUUGGUUUUAGACAAAUUGUAUCUAGUUAACACCAAAUCAUACCUACACUAAUUACCUAGUACAAAACUUACAACUGGAUAGCCAAAAUAGUCAAUUGUAUUAAGUAUAAAAAUAACUAAUGUUAACUGAAGGUUUAGAAAUACGGUAGUCUAAUAUAAUAGCAAUCAACAAACUAUAUACGACAAUCAAAACACGAAGCCUGUAAAAUAUGCGAUUCUUGUAAAACAAACAUGCAUGCACUGUAAAAUACUAUACAUAGAUGUUUCUAAAAAUAACAAAAUAUAGAUCAAAACAUUUAAUUAUACUUAUAGUAUCACUUUAUAUUAGGUCAAACAAAAUAUUAUGCAAUUGAAAUGAUUAUUGUGUAAGCAAAAUGUUCCCACCCACUUGCCGAGUGUAAGGUUCCACCUGGGUUGUGUAUGAGGGCAUACACAAUGUCAGGAUGGACGAGUGUAAGGUUCGAAAUGUUUUUCACGUUUAUUUUAUCUUUUUAAUUACGAAUUCUGAUGCUUUAGAAUUUUUAUUAUGGCAACAUUUCAAUUUGAGGAGAUUUUACUUUUCGCCAUCUGGCAACACCGGAAAUUGAUUUGAACGGAAUAAGAUCAGGUGGGGGCAUUCUGGCUCGGACCGUUGAAUUGUGCGGUUGCGUCAAGUUGUUCAAGUGUAAGACGUAAAUUGGAUGGCUGGAUAAUUUUCAAGGCUGGAUUGUUAUUUGUUUUGGUUUACUAAAUAUAUUCAAGUUUAAACGAA